This is a messenger RNA of Lactuca sativa (garden lettuce), 603 nucleotides long. NCBI's taxonomy places the organism in Eukaryota, Viridiplantae, Streptophyta, Magnoliopsida, Asterales, Asteraceae. The record is from RefSeq and is a predicted model, not a curated record.
AUGGGUAGAGGAAAAAUCGAAAUCAAGAAGAUUGAGAAUGUAAGUUGCAGGCAAGUGACGUUUUCAAAGAGGCGUAGUGGUCUGUUUAAGAAAGCGCAUGAACUUUCUGUGCUUUGCGAUGCUGUAGUUGGCAUUAUCGUCUUUUCAAAUACCAGCCGCCUCUACGAGUUCUCCAGUUCUAGCAUGAAGGGAAUAAUCGAUCGAUACAACCGUGCAAUAGGAUCAUCCACGUCACAAAUGCAAGUUGAGACGGUGCAAGAACAAGCCGAGCUUGAGAUAUUAAGACACGAAGUAGCUAGACUCCAAAAUGAAAACGCGAUGUUGAAGGGAAAUGAUCUUGGGGGCAAGAGCAUAUUGGAACUUGAGCGAUUAGAGCGUCAAUUGAAUGAUAGCUUAGCAACAGUCUUAAGGAAGAAGGAGGCUAUGCAGUCUAAGGAGAUCCAGUGUUCCAAUCUCAAGGGCAAGAGCUUGGUUAUGAAAAAAAGGUUUAAUGUCGUUCACCGUGUGUUGCAGAUUGAUAUGAUGUGUUUUAAUUUGUCAACUCAACUCCCUAUUCAACCCGGAAGCGGCACUAGCCACAAACGACAAGAUUGGUUGGAGUAG